This is a messenger RNA of Sesamum indicum (sesame), 2641 nucleotides long. Its product is annotated as SET domain-containing protein. The record is from RefSeq and is a predicted model, not a curated record. Gene Ontology annotation, molecular function: protein binding; protein-lysine N-methyltransferase activity. Gene Ontology annotation, cellular component: nucleus. Gene Ontology annotation, biological process: peptidyl-lysine monomethylation. Lineage: Eukaryota; Viridiplantae; Streptophyta; Magnoliopsida; Lamiales; Pedaliaceae.
CUUUCAAUUGUGGGCCCAAUGGGCAUUCAAUUGUGGGCCCAACUUUUGUUUUUAAAAGAGAAUUACCCUCCCACGCACCGUACUCUUUGGUUCAACGUCCGCGCCGCCCCAGCUCCGUCGCCGCGCAAUGGCCGCCGCCAGUGACAGAAGGAUGAGAGGAUUCAACCGGUGGAUGAAAUAUAACGGCAUAGAAUGUAGCGAUGCCCUCCUCCUCUCAGCUGAAAAUGGCGAUACCGAUGAUUCCUCCCGGGCACUGUCGAUCUCUGUGAAGGCUUUGUGCGAUUUGAAGGAAGGCGAUGUCGUUGCGACGAUUCCCAAACAGAGCUGCCUCACCGUCAGAACUUCCGCCGCCAGCAGCCUCGUCGAGGAGGCCGAGCUCGACGGCAAUUUGGGUCUGGUUGUUGCUCUCAUGUACGAGAAGAGCCUCGGCCCCCAAUCGAAAUGGUUCCAGUACCUCCAGAUACUGCCAUCCUUUGAGCCAAUUCCGUUGCUUUGGUCCCUCUCUGAAAUUGAUUCUCUCCUCACCGGCACCGAACUACACAAGAUAGUUAAGGAAGACAAGGCUCUGGUCUAUCAAGACUGGAAGGAAUGUAUCAAACCACUAUUGGAUUUGGAUUCUUUUCAGCUAAAUCCAGAAUUUUUCACUGCUGAUGAAUACAUUGCCGCAAAGAGUCUAGUUGCUUCACGAUCGUUUCAGGUAGAUGAGUACCAUGGUAGUGGGAUGGUUCCUUUGGCUGACCUCUUUAAUCACAAAACAGCCGCUGAGGAUGUACAUUUCACAUCUGUAUCUUCUAGUUCAGAUUCUGAUGCUGAAUCCGGUAAUGGAAAAAGAGAUGCUGAUGAUGAAAAUGAUGGAGAUGAUGAGCCCAUAUCUCCUCAUCCAGAAACAGAAUUUUCUGGUGGAAGCUACCUGGAAAUUUCUUCAAAUUCAGGAAAUGAAUCUACGUAUCUGGAAAUGAUAAUUGUUCGAGAUGUCAAAGCUGGAAGUGAGGUGUUCAAUACAUAUGGAUCCUUGGGCAAUGCUGCACUUCUGCAUAGAUAUGGAUUUACAGAACCUGAUAAUCCAUUUGAUAUUCUGAACCUAGAUCUAGAUAUUGUAGUUCAGUGGAGUUCAUCUUUGUUUUCAUGUCGUCACAGCAGAAGAAGGCUGUCAGUCUGGAGAAGGUUGGAAUAUUCUGGAUGUGUCAGUGAAGAUUCUGAAUAUUUUGAAAUAUCAUAUGAUGGGGAACCUCAAGUGGAGUUGUUGGUUUUACUUUACAUAAUGUUGUUACCUGAUGAGGAAUUUCACGAACUUGAUCUUGCAUUAUCGGCCACCGGAGAGGUCAAAGAGACUCCAAGCCUCCGCUUGCUGGGAAAGGAGAGGUUUCUGUCAUCUGAAGACUCAGAAGCAAGUAAGAAGUUGUUGCUGACACGUGGUGUUUGCCAAGCUCUAUUUUCACUUGCAGAUGCUCGGGAAAGUUUAUAUGGUCCAAAUUCUUUGGACAACGACAUAAAAUCAUUCACCGAGAGUUCUCAUAUAACUGACCCUAAAUUGUACCACUCUUUAACGCUGCGUAUCAGUGAGAGGAGGAUAAUUGAAAGACUUAGAUCUUUUGCUGAUUCUGGGGCUGGAAUUUUGAGAACUGCUGUUGGAACAAGAAAGAGGAGAAGAGUGGAGAGGACAUGAUUUGUCAUGUGCUGAAGGCUCAGAGUUCCUUUUUCAGUUAUUUAUUUUCUUAUAUAUCCGACUAUCAUACAUGCUGAGCUAUAAACUCCCAGAGCAUACAACUUAGUUCUUUCAGUCAGAUAUUUUGCCAUUGAUUCACCCUUACAGGUGUUGAAGCUGGAUAAACAUGAGCAGCACUUCUUUGUUCAUGCAAGUCUCCUGGUGAAGUAUGGGACCUGAAAGAAAUUGCUUGAAAUUGAAUCCUGGAACAUGCUGGUGGUGUAAUACGAGUCAAAUAGGGAUUCACAGAGAAAACUCCUGGUGCUAUGGUAAUUGCAUCAUCGAACAACACAUUUUCUUAACAUUGCAGAAGCUCAGAUGAAUAGCAGGCAAGAUUUUCAGCAACCUUUACCUGUUCAACAUGUUUUAUAAUGUUCAUUAGCGGCAAAACAGUGUUAAUUCAUAUGCAAGGCCAAGACAAUCUCACCCCAACUGAGGUAACAUCCUGUAAGUGUGCUAUUUGGGAUCUGGCAUUGAUGUUGAACUGGUGUUGAUCAGUGCUGCAGAACACAUGGGAGCACAUUGUGCUCUUAGCUGUCUUAAGCUUUAGGGAAAUGAAAAUUAAUAAUUUUGGUUCAUACAUAUUUUUUGACAUGAAGCAAGUGAGACAGGUAUCAACUGCAUUAUUGUCUCGUGUUAGUUCGAUCUAAAUAUGUAAGCCCUCUUGAAAUUCACGCGGCUAACUUGGUGUUUGUUUUCGUAAUAUUUUACUCAUUUUGUCGUUCGAUUCAUAUGAAUUGACAACUUUAAACUGUUCUUAGAUUUUACAUUGUUUUCGUUUCUAGUGGCUAUUUAUCCAUGUUUAGAGAUAGGACUGUGAUUGAAUUCAUCUUGAUAUCUAAGAUGAUGAUUAGACUGCGAUUGAGUUUAUCUUGACAUUUGCACGGUCUCUAGAUUGAAAUCAUCAUCAGUUUGGUCCCAAGCCAACACUUUAGU